AGCUCCCACUACUCUCAAUCAUUUCAAAACCCAUUCCCUCUCACUUAACCCUCCCAAUCCUUUUAUAUAUACUUCAUCCCAUCUCUAUAUCUUCUCAAUUCUCAUCAUUCAAACACCCUAGAAUAUUUCGUAUUCAACCAUGUCCAUCACUGGACUCUCUGACUCCGAUAGACUCUACAAGAAAUCACACCACUGGAGGAAUGACUCCGGCGAGCUUGACGUUUUCGAGGCUGCAAGGUAUUUCUCUGGGUAUAAUGAAGGUGGUGCUGGAUAUAACGCAUGUGGAUCCUACACGCAGAAGAUCAUGAGAGAAGAGAGGCAGCCAUGGAGACCAGGAGGUGGAAGAAUAAGCUUAGACGUGCCCAUGAGAUCAAAUCCAGUCUCGCAUCUUCACCAACAGUACUCUCAUCAUCAUCUUCAUCACCAUUCAUCAUCUAUGGAGAAGCAGAUUAUGAAGGAGAAGAAGUACAAGCAACCGAGCUCUCCAGGUGGCAGACUGGCUAGUUUCUUGAACUCUCUAUUCAAUCAAACAGGUUCCAAGAAGAAGAAAUCAAAGUCAACGACACAGUCAAUGAAAGACGAAGAGGAAAGCCCAGGUGGAAGGAGGAAAAGAAGGAGCAGCAUUAGCCAUUUUCGAAGCUCCAGCACCACUGAUACAAAGUCCAUGUAUUCUUCGUCUUCGGCGUCAGGGUUUAGAACACCUCCUGCUUACGCACACACGCCGACAAAGAGCUAUAAGGAUUUGAGAACCUUGUCGUCGGAUCACAAGCAAAUAAUUUCCUUGCCAAAGAACGCAAAAUCUACACAAAAUGAUGAGGCCUCUGCAGAUCAUGACCAAAUUAAAAUCAACACAGAUUUUUCUUGGUUGGAUGAGAAAUUAAAGUUAAUUGACGCUUAUACAGAGAAACAAAAGAAUGUGGGUAAGAACCAAGAUAGAAUGUGGGAGGAGAAGGAGUUUAGAAAGUUGAACGAGAUGAUGGAUGAUGGAGGAGAAAGUGACUCGAGCUCUGAUCUGUUCGAGCUGCAGAACUACGACUUGGGUAUUUAUUCAACUGGGUUGCCUGUUUACGAGACGACGCAUAUGGACACUGCCGUGAAAAGACCAAUUUCCAAUGCAGCCCUAUGAACAGAUCGAUCCAUCACCAUGAUCAACCUGUACAUUUUCUCGUCGUCAUCAUCAUGUGAAUCAAAAUUUAUGGCUUCUUUCU
Molecule: messenger RNA, 1208 nt
Organism: Carica papaya (papaya)
Lineage: Eukaryota; Viridiplantae; Streptophyta; Magnoliopsida; Brassicales; Caricaceae
Product: suppressor
Biological process (GO): auxin-activated signaling pathway
Source: RefSeq, a predicted model, not a curated record